GUAUUUGACACAAAGACAGUCCCAGUUAAUGGAUAGGCGGAAGAAUGCAGAAGAACUACUCAAAUGGAAGACCAUGCUGGACAAGGAAGAAUCUAGGGUAUUUAAACUGGAAAAACAAGCAUUGAAAGUAUGGGAUAAAAAAGACAAAGAUGUGAAGAAGGAGAAAGAACCAUCACAAAGUGCGGCCAAAAGUGAAACAGAAAAGCCGUCAAGUAAGAAGGAUAAUGGAACCACAAAAGAUUCUACAAUAAAAACAAUGUCAGUGUCUCAGGAUAGAGAUAGUACUGUAAUUUCUGAAACAAUAACAACUGCUCGUGAUGAAUCACUCUACACCAGCAUCAAGGAAGACAUAAAGACAGCCAGUCUCGAGAGUUCGCCAGAGGAGAUUCACCGACGAAUGAUGAAUGACAAGUCUAAUAUUAAGAAUCAUAACCGAAGUGGUAGCGAAAGCUCUGUUAUGGAGGAUAUUCAAUCAGUGUCUAGUGCUGAUGAUUCUAAAAAGAUGAAUGAUUCAAGUGAUGACACCAUGACGCACAGCUAUGGUAACGAGACCUUUGAUGACACAGCCACUGCAUCCAAAAAGACAAGCAAGAGUCAGACCACAUCCAAGUCUCCUCUUGAGAAACUAAAAAAAUACAGAGGCCUGUCCUCCCCUGGAAGGUCACCUAGGGGUUUGUUUAGUUCCAGAAGUCAUUCUCGAAACUCCGAGAGCGAGUCAGAAGAUUCAUUUUCGCUGAAUGAGUCGCAGUCCGAGUUGAGUGACUUUGAGGGCAGAAUACGGGCUUUGAAUGAAGAACUGAGAAAAAGGAAAACUGAGGCAGAUAAGUUAAAACGGGAGAGAAAGAAGAAAAAGAAGGAACUGAUGAAGAACAAAGAAGAAACUUUAAAGAAACAGAUUGAGGCAUAUGACAACCAGAUUGCUCAGUUAAAAGUUGACCUCAAAAAGGAGAUGAAUCACGAGCCUGCAAAAUCUACUGUCCGCCCACAGAUUAAACAGCCCAAAGUGAGCCCGUCCAAGACUAUCAAAACACCCACAAAACGUUUAGAUACUGACAGUAGUGGACCAGACUCUGCUCAAGUGUCACCAAACAUUCCUGAAGAUAAAGACCAGAAGCAAAUGUCACCAAAAACUCCUGUGACCCCAAGCAAAACAGCCAAAUCCCAUUUAGACAAGAUUUCCGAGGGUAGUGAAACACCCACAUCACGUUCAGAGAGAUCUGAUCUUUCAUACCAGGAGCGUAUUCAGAGCAUUAAAGAUAAAUUUAGUGGAGAGAUCUUGUCAGCUGUUGACGAUAAAACUGACGAGAUCGAAGAGGACAUUAUCUCUGCUGCCUCAGAAGCUUCAGAUGACAAGUCUAAGGAAAUUAAAAUCAAUCUCAGUACUAAAGAAGAUAUUUAUGAUGUGUCAGUGUCAUACACUGAUGACUUUGCUACUGAGCCAAACACUAUGACUCAUCAUGAGAAACUGCCACUAAGUGCCAGAUCAGUUAGCCAGAUGUCUGAAGAUAUAGAAACAAAAACAGUACCUCAGUCUGCUAGAUCUAUUACUGAACAAAUAUCAGAACAAAUAUCUGAACAAAUUUCUGAGAAUCUGCCUUCAGAGUCAUUUAUUAAACAACUAGAUUUAAAGACUCAAGGGAAAGAUACUGAUGUAUUUGGUAAGGAGAAGGAUAAUGAUAGUGAAGGGGAUAUUUCUCAGAGGUCAUCGGUUGUUGAGUCAUCAAGACCCUCUAGUGGUAGGAGUGAGCGAUCUUCGGUGAUUUCAUAUCAGACUGAACACGAGUCUUCCGAAUCAGAGAAGUCUCCUGUAAUUCAGACGGAAGACAAAGUGCCAAAAUUUAAUGAUGAAGUUAGUGAACCAUCUUCAAAGAAGAAGCCAGGCUCUGGCCUGAUUUCAAAUGUAUUUGAUAUUGAUGAUUUACUUGGAACAGAUAAUGAGGAUACUCCUGUAGCAUCCCCUACAGCUACUCCAAGAGAAAUAUCGAAACAUGAGAGUUUAAGUGAAAAAAGUGACUUUUUUACCCCUCUUGCUGAUUUUGAAAUAGGAGAUGGAGUUUAUGUAACUGGGCCUAGUGGAAAGAAAGUGUCAGGAACAUUGCUUUUUAAGGGAAAUGUACAAUUUGCACCUGGUGUUUGGGCAGGUGUGGAAUUGGACCAUCCAGAGGGAAGGCAUAAUGGAAUUGAAGAUGGUGUGAGGUAUUUCACAUGCAGAGAAAAACAUGGUGUUAUUGUUCCAGCUCAUGAUGUGCAAGCAACUCCAGGGGAUGAAGAAGAGAAAGGGCCUUUACUGGAUAAUGUAGAUGUAAGAUCCAGUAUAGAAAGUGUACAGAGUGUUAAUACUGAAGAUGGUGACUUACUUAGAUUUAUUGCUGAGGCUGAUGAAAAUGUUCAGAUGUUUGAUGAAUCUCCUCAGGAAUCACCAAGAGAGGCAGACAAGGAACUUAAACCUGAGACAAAAUCCAGGAAGGAAAUUUUAGCAGAUAAAAUUACAAAUGACCUGUUUGAGUCAGUUGUUAGAGAAAAUGUUAACACAAUAAGUAAAAUUGCAGAUAAAAAACAAACAACAAAGAAGAAAGGUCCUCCAGUGGCACCUAAACCGGCAAAGCCUCAUCAUAUUGAAGAGGUACAGACCAAUGGAGACAUUGAUGACCUGGAAGAUUUCCUUCAGCAUUCCAACUCUGAACAAGGUCCAGAUGAAUUUCCUGCAGAGAGAAAUGAGCCAUCAAUUGAUGACCGCACAGACGUUGCUGUCAACAAUAUGAUGAAUGAUGCCAUUGAGCACAUGCUAACCAUUAGAAAAAAUAACCGCCAGUCACAAGAUGUGAACCAAUCUCGAGACAGUGGUAUCUUAGAAGUUGACGAGGAUCAGAAUGAGAGUCCCCCUUCACCUACCGAUGAAAUUCAGGGCGUACUAGACAAAGCAGAUGAUGAUAUGCACCUGGAUGCUCCACUCAGACCAGGCUCACCUGUGCCUGGCCUACAAUCUGAUAAGGAAAGUCAUAAGCCUGUGACAGAUAGUGGUUUGUUUGAGGGAGAUUUUGAAGAAGAGUUUUGGGUGCCAUCAAAUAAAUCAUCAACGAACUUCACCGGUGCUGAAAACGAUCUACGAUCAAAUGUUCCAAGAUCAGACCUGAAGAAGUUUGCAGAGGAGGUGUUUUACGCUGUGCCCCAUGAGGAGAAAGAAAUAGACUCUAUAGUUUCCAGUGCCGUAGAUGAAUUCUGGGAACAAAGACGGUAUGGCGAGCCAUUAACCGAUCUCCACCCUUCAGAAGCAUUUUAUACACAUGAAGAGAUUGGCUCAGAUUUGAUAAGUAACAGUAGACGUGUGUUCAAGAAACUAUUAUUUGAUUUAUCUGGAGAAAUUAUUAGAAACAUUUAUAAAGAGGAAGAAUAUGAUUCUCCUGUUGCUUGGCACAAACCAAAACGAAAAACUAACAAAUUUUAUAAAGGUGCUUCCCCUCCUACUACUAUAGAUGUGCUAAAACCUGUGGUUCAGGAAGCAGUUAUUGACAUAUUAGGUUUAAAUGGGGCCAAAAAAUCGUCGGAAAAGACUAAAUGGGGUAUUCGUAAAAAGAAGGAUCUUGUUGACACAAUUUUGGUGCAAGAAUUGCGUGAAGAAGAGCCUGAGUGGGUUAAUUAUGAUGACGAUGAAUUAGCAGUGAAAAUGCAACUAACUGAAACAAUAUUUAAUGAUUUAUUGACAGAUACUGUUCAGACAAUGAACAAAAUCUUUCGCAAGAAGCAAAGUUUGCAGCAGCAGACAUAGGCAGCUAUUUGAUCUGGAUUAUGUAAAAGCUUUUGUGAUCUGAUUUCAUGCAGAUGCUUUUUUGUGAUCUGAGUGAUGCAGAUGCUUAUUCAUCUGCAGUUACAGCUAAAUGAGUGAUCUGAGUAUAUAAGAGCUUGCACAUGAAUUUUAUAUUCUGGGGUUUGAAUUGAGAACAGAGAAUCAUGAAGUAGAGCUAAAAUGGCAUUAUGGUCUAGAGAAUUUGUUUCAUAACCUUUUUGCAUUUGAAAUAUAAGGGAUUUUAUUUAUUUUUUUCUACUCUAUUAAAAUAAUACACUCAUCCUUUAAUUAGAUGAUAUUGCUCAUGUAUCAGUGUUAGUUUAUUUUGAAAAUUUAGAUAUAUUUAUUGUUUGAAUAAUGAAAAAAGACUUCAUGAAGGUCUAACAGUACCUGUAACAUGAAGGUCAAAGCCUGAAGUCCAGUCUGUAAAGAAUGGAAGUUAUAUAAACUUUAAGAAAUUGUGAUACCCUUGCAUUUUCAUACUCUUGUUGGUAACUUUUGAAAGUCGUUGAUUUCAUUUAAAAUGAAAGUGCUCAUUUUGAACAUUGAGGAAAGAUUGUAUUUUAUUAACUAGUUGCAGGGAUUUUUUUUCAUAGAUCUGUGAUAUUUGUUUUGUAUUGAUAUACUGUGAAAUUAAGAUUGUUUGUUUAAGCCAUUAACUGUCCAGUCUUGUCUUAAACUAAUGGAAGAUUGGGCAUGCUCACUUGUGACAGAAUUAAUGCACAGAAGGGCAGCUGAGGUCUACUUUAAAUUGCCAAGUAUAUACAGUAAACAGAUAAAUUACCAUGAUUAGAAAAGAUAGAAUAAUGAAAUACCUGAGAUACAUUGUUAAAUGUAGCUUACAGUUCACACAUGCACAUUUCAAUAUUUAAUGCUAAAAACAUGAUAAGAGGGUUUUUUUGCAUUUCAAUUUUUUUCUGAUUUUACUGUAUUACUUGUUUUUUGGAAGCAGUUUUGUUUGUUUAGUCAUAUACUCUUAGGUUUGUUAGUGAAAUGCUCUUUUUAUAGUUAUGCCAGCAUGUAUAUUUAUAUAUUUCUUUUUUUAUUUAUUUUGUAUGUGUAGUCGAAGUAUUGAAAGAUUUGUAAAUGUUUAGUGACUGAGAGAACCUCACAAGUGACUUUUUGUCAAUAUAGUCCUAUAAAAAAUACCUAUAUUAAAUAGUAAACCUUUCAUAUUUUGACCUUAGACAAUUGUUUUGUUUUAUUUUUCCAACAAACAAUUAAAGGUGUUACCUCUGUAAUGUGGCCUUCUGUAGACCAAUAAUCUCUUCCUUCAACAUCAUCAAUUCCUUUAAAUGUAAGAUCUGUAUGUCUAGAGUGACCUCUUUGUCUUAUAUUUUUAUACGCAUAAAGAAAAUGACAAUAGGCCAUGAUGUCUUAUAUUUAAAAAAAAUGUGUUAUUCCUCCAAUUUUUGAGGAAAAAAAAGAAACAUUUUACUGUUCUUUGAUAACUGAUGCAUGUCCAUGUCAGCAUUACUAUCACAUGAUGAUCUACACAUCUCUAUUACAAGCAAAAUGAAGACCUGGUAAUUGUUUCAGUUCCUCUGUUACAAAAGUAAUGUCAUAUGUACCUUUAAUACUAGAAUGUUCUUACCAUAAUGUAUUUCAUAGGUAAAAUCAGUCAGAACUAUAAAUUUCGUUUUAUUUCAUAUGGUAUUUUUUAAGAAGUAUCUGACGUAAAAGUUAAAUGUUCUAAUUUUUAGCUCGACUUUUCUAUGAAAAGGGGAGCUAUCCUACUCGCCCCGGCGUCGGCGUCGGCGUCACACCUUGGUUAAGUUUUUCGUACCACCCCACUUUAUUUUAGAAGUAUUACAAGUAUGGCUUUGAAACUUACCAUACUUGUUCACCAUCAUAACCUCCAUCUACAGACAAGAGUACAUAACUCUGUCAAGGUUUUUGACAGAAUUAUGGCCCUUUUUUGACUUAGAAAGUGUAUUGAGCUUGGUUAAGUUUUUUGUACCACCUCACUUUAUUUCAAAACCAUUGGAGGUAUUGCUUUGAAACUGACCAUACUUGUUUACCAUCACGACCUUCAUCAACAGACAAGAGGACAUAACUCUGUCAAGGUUUUUGACAGAAUUAUGCCCCUUUUUGACUUAGAAAAUACAUUGAAUAUGGGUAAAAUCCAAUUAUUGCCUUAACCCUUUGAGAUAUUGCUUUGAAACUUUUAAUGCUAUUUCACAUCAUUACCCCCAUCUGUACGCAAGAGAAGGUAACUCUGUCAAGGAUUUGUUUUAAAAAUUAAGGCCUUUUAUCGACUUAGAAUCUUGGUUAAGUUUUUAGUACCAGUCCACUUUUUGACUGAACUGUUUGAGAUAUUAAUUUGAAAGUUGGAAUACUUGUUUACAAUCAUGAUUCCCAAACAUGUCCAGGAGAAGGUAAUUCUGUCAAAGAUUUUAUUUGAAUUAUGGCCCUUAACUGUCAAUGUUUUGUAUUAUAGGCAAGCACUAAAAAACUUAAAAAAUCUAAAAAAAUUCAUUCCUAUCCACUUGUUCACUUUACCAUAAAUUAUGUCAUAUAAACAUUGCUGUAAUAUUCAAGGGUAUCAAACAACUAGUUAUUUUUCUCUUUUUGUACUUGAAAUAGAUUUCUUGAAAAAUUAUGUUAUUAUGUCAUUUACCAAGGUGUUCUGAGUGACGUAAAAAUACCUUAUUCUCUCAAAGUGGGUUUAAUACUAUUAAAUUUAUUUAAGGCUCAACUCAGUUUUUUUUUCUUUCUUACCAGCCCUCUUUUGACUUAAACAUUUCAAACUUUGCUGCAGUGUUCAAGGGUAUCACACAAUUCAGUAAAAUAAUUCUUCACUAAAUAUCUUAAUGCUCAUGGCCAUUGUUCACUUUAAAAAUACAGAGAUUCUUGUAUUGCCUUUUACUGCAAAAACUUUUUUUAUUGGCAAGCAAUAAAAAAGUCGAGCGCGCUGUCUUACGGACAGCUCUUGUUAUACUGUGCAUUUUCUUGAAUAAAUUUAUGCAACGGUUAAACAUUUAGUUUAUGAUAUAAAAACUUAAAACGUGAACUUAUUGUUUACAAGGGUAAGUGUACUUAUGAAUGAUUGUUUUAUACAUAUAUAUUUGUAGUUGUAAUAGUGUAAGAUAAUGAAGGAGGAAACUAAAUUAUAAUUUAUUAUAUGUAGCAGUUAGACUUGUGCUAAAUGUACAAACAAGCAAACUGAAAGAUUUUUUCUUUUAAAUUGUAAAGAAAAUAAAGAAAAAUAAAUGCUAACAACGAU
Ruditapes philippinarum (Manila clam) is the source of this 7010-nucleotide messenger RNA. RefSeq names its product centrosome-associated protein 350-like. Gene Ontology annotation, cellular component: centrosome. Gene Ontology annotation, molecular function: microtubule binding. Gene Ontology annotation, biological process: microtubule anchoring. NCBI's taxonomy places the organism in Eukaryota, Metazoa, Mollusca, Bivalvia, Venerida, Veneridae. The record is from RefSeq and is a predicted model, not a curated record.